UGAAGAGAAUUGUUUGCAGUGUCCUAAUUCCUAAAGGAAAGUUGAAGUUGGAUGGAAGCAGGAGGCAGCAGCAGCAGUGGCGAAGAAGAUGGUGAUGCGGCAUGGAGAGCAGCCAUCAAUUCCAUUGCCGGAACCACCACUUACCCCAAUCCCAAUGCUCCCCAAGAACGCAAGCCCAGAGCCCCACACCUUAAGCACUACCAACUCCAGGCACAAAAGCUUCUACAUGACAUGUUGGAAGAGACUAUAGAGAUAGUGAAGGAACCUGACCCUGUUCUGAAUGAUGAAGAUCCCAAGAUCAACCAAGAAGAAGAAGGAAGAGAACCUGGCAUUCGCUUGUUCAAGCAUGUUCGCCAACCAGGAAUAGUGUUUGAUCAUUUUGAUGAACCCGAACCACCAAAGAAACGACCCAGAUUACUUCCUGGAGAUGAUAUUGAUGAGAAAUCAAAGAAGUUUAAAAGGCGGGUUAAAUCUGUUGCUGUCGAAGGGAAAGAUUUAAUUGCCGCAGCAAAUGACGCGAACAAUAAAUCGUUGGCUAAAUUUGAAGCCAAAGUCGCAGCAGCAAAAGCUAAAGCCAAGAGAGAGGAGGAAAGAGUUAACAAUUUGAAAAAGAUUAGAGGGGAGAGGUGGCUGCCUUCCAUGGCGAAUGAACUGCGUCGGUAAUGUAUCAUCGUUGAAAUGGUCUUCAGAAAAGAUCAUGUUACUUAACUUGGUGUUUCUGUUGUACAGCUUCAUGUGAAGUUGAUAACUGAGAACUAUUAAAUGCAGCUGAAUUUUCAACUUUACAAUUUAGAAUGGAGGUUUCCUACACAUUACCAAUUGAAUGAAUGUAAUAGUGUAACAGUUACCAUG
Messenger RNA from Arachis ipaensis, 852 nucleotides. RefSeq lists its product as uncharacterized. NCBI's taxonomy places the organism in Eukaryota, Viridiplantae, Streptophyta, Magnoliopsida, Fabales, Fabaceae. The record is from RefSeq and is a predicted model, not a curated record.